UUUAUUCUGCGUUGACCUAAAUUAAUAAAGAAAUAGACUGUGGACAUACCAAAUAUAAGUACACAUACAACGACAUAGAUGUUGGCAGUCCCAGAAGUCGUUUAUUUAUAAACGAUAGACUGAAAAGAAUGGCUCAGUUGAGCGUGCGCGGAAGCGGCGUACGAUUCGCGCGCCUGUUGCAAAAAGUUUCCCAAGUUCCAACAUAUCUCUCCACGCUACGUCUGCCCUUCAUUGUUAUGAGAUAUUUGACCAAGGACAGCUACGAAAGCUUCAUAAUGGAAUGUGACAAUGAUUUUGAGAAAUGGCGAAAUUCAACACCGAAUUUCUACGCCUUACAGUCGAUAGAUAUGAGAGCCUACUCUUUCGUGCACAACCUCGAUCCGAUAUUGGUACGCGAGGGUUCCCACAAGAAUGCCGACGACGUGUUGUUUGAUAUGUUCAAAAAUGAUGAAACAGGUCUUCUUCCUGUUGGCAAGUUUUUGGCUGCUUUGAGAACAACUGGGAUAAGAAAGAAUGAUCCUCGUGUUAAGGAAGUCAUGCACAAUUUGUACAAGGUGCAUAAGGAAUCAAAUUUUGAGAGCGGUUCCCCAGAAACAUUGAAAUUGGAUAGAAAGACUUUCAAAGAAGUGAUUGCGCCUAACAUUGUUUUAAUCACUAGAGCAUUUCGCAGUCAGUUUGUCAUACCAGACUUUCAGGACUUUAUAAAAGACGUAGAAGAAAUAUAUUGGGCUGCUAAAAGUAACACAGAUGGCAAGGUCGCCAGCUACAUUCCACAGCUAGCGAGGGCAUCGCCUGAAAACUGGGGAGUGAGUGUCUGCACAAUAGAUGGACAGAGAUUUUCAAUUGGUGAUGUGAAUGUACCAUUCACGUUGCAGUCAUGCAGCAAGCCUCUCACAUACGCCAUGGCUCUCGAGACACUAGGCCCUGACGUAGUCCACAAAUACGUUGGCACUGAGCCCAGCGGCAGAAACUUCAAUGAACUUGUCUUGGAUUACAACAUGAAACCCCACAAUCCUAUGAUAAAUGCAGGAGCAAUUUUAGUAUGCUCCUUAUUGAAAACGCUCGACAAACCGGAAAUGACAUUGGCGGAAAAAUUCGACUAUGUUAUGUCAUUCUUCAGUCGUCUCGCUGGCCAUGAAGUGUUGGGCUUCAAUAAUGCUGUAUUUUUAUCUGAACGCGAAGCCGCGGACAGAAACUACGCUUUGGGAUUUUACAUGCGGGAACACAAAUGCUAUCCGGAUAAAACUAAUCUUCGUGAAUGCAUGGACUUCUAUUUUCAGUGUUGUUCAAUGGAAGCGAACUGUGAUAUAAUGUCAAUCAUGGCGGCUACAUUGGCUAACGGUGGAAUAUGUCCCAUCACCGACGAGAAAGUUCUUAGGCCGGAUUCCGUACGCAACGUCUUAUCCCUAAUGCACAGCUGUGGCAUGUAUGAUUAUUCCGGACAAUUCGCUUUCAAAGUAGGACUGCCGGCUAAGUCUGGAGUGUCAGGGGCUAUGCUUAUUGUUGUCCCUAAUGUAAUGGGGAUCUGCACUUGGUCUCCGCCUCUAGAUCCUCUCGGAAACAGUUGCAGGGGCCUCCAGUUUUGUGAGGAUCUAAUUAUGCGCUUCAACUUCCAUAAAUACGACAACAUUCGUUAUGCCAGUCACAAAAAGGACCCGCGUCGUUACAAAUUUGAAUCGACUGGCCUCAGCAUCGUGAAUCUCUUAUUCUCCGCAGCCAGUGGAGAUCUCAGCGCACUAAGAAGGCAUCAUCUCUCGGGCAUGGACAUGACGCUUUCUGACUACGACGGACGUACGGCAUUACAUCUAGCUGCAGCCGAAGGUCAUUUGUCUUGCGUUGACUUCCUGCUCGCUCAAUGCUCAGUACCUCACGAUCCUCGUGACCGGUGGGGUAGCCGCCCACUAAACGAGGCCGAGACAUUCGGACACACAGCCGUCGUCCAAUACCUCAAGGAAUGGGAACGCACACAUCCCAACGGUACUGAUGAAAAAUCAGAAUCAGCAGUUGAUGCUAUCCUCGAGGUGAACCCGGAAGCAAACGACGCUGUCAAAGAUCCAAGCAUACAAGAAAUAGUAACACGUAACGGCGACAAAGUGCAGUAAAUAAUCUCAUACAAAGCCAAAAUAUUUUAAACAUGAUAUAGUCAUUUCACUAGAUGUUGUACAAAAAGUUAUUUGUGAAAUUCUGUGUCUUUAGAUAAGUGUUUCCGGUUGGGCCGAUCGGCCUAAUCAAUCAAUCGAUCGAACAAAAGGUCCAAUAGUAAAAAUCCAACUUUGGGCCAAUCGAGUCAACAGGAACCACGACUUCAGGAUUAUUAUAAACGUAUUUAAUAUGUAGCCAUGUAUUGAUGGCGUAAAUGCCGCUUCUCUGUUUACAAAAUUAAAUAUAGUUAAAAUCAAUCAUCAUAAUAUUUUAAAAGAAUUGAUUGUUCUUGUCAGUGUAGUGAUUUCCAUUUGUAUCAACUGCGCAUUCUCUCGAUUUUCUUCUUUAAUUUGUUCCAUAACAUGUUUUCGGUCUUCCUUUCUCUUCUCUUUUAUUAUACAAAAAGGUACGCCGUGCCGUAUUAACAUAAGUAAACAAAAAAAUCAUUCAUCUAGUCGUUUUUGGCAAAAAAAUCAUUUCGUCUCAUUUAAAAAUG
Molecule: messenger RNA, 2638 nt
Organism: Papilio xuthus (Asian swallowtail)
Lineage: Eukaryota; Metazoa; Arthropoda; Insecta; Lepidoptera; Papilionidae
Gene: GLS
Product: glutaminase
Exons: 10
Coding region: 129-2102 (657 amino acids)
Biological process (GO): L-glutamine catabolic process
Molecular function (GO): protein binding; glutaminase activity
Source: RefSeq, a predicted model, not a curated record